CGUCGCCGCGGCCGGGCGAGGUGGGCGGGGCUUGGAGGGGCUGCGGGUUAGGUUGCGCCGCCCAUGCUCAGCUGCCUUGUUCUCUCUCCCGGGGAGGGGGGGGCAGCGCCGCGAAGGGUGAGGCCGAGGCAGCCGCAGGGGAGACCCCAGCCGGACCUGGACUCCUACUCUCCCUUCUCCAUGAGGCCUGGUGCUGACUGACGUGACCUGCGGAGGCCCCGAUUGUGACACUCACUGGGGAGGGGAGCCCUAAACCCCUCCCCACUGUGACAGCCCCCUCUUCGUGGGCCCCCCCCCCCCGCCAUGGCUGACCCCAUCAUGGACCUGUUCGACGACCCCAACCUUUUCGGCUUGGACUCCCUGACGGACGAAGGCUUUACCCAGGCACCGCCUGACCCCAUCGAAGAGGCGCUGGGACUGCCGGGGACACUGGACCCCUCCCAGCCGACUCCGCCCCCUGCCGCAGAGCCUGUCCAACCAGAGACGCUGCCAGGGCAGUCGAAUCCCACGCCCGCCCCCCCCCAGCCGGACCCUCCGCAGCCAGGGCUCCCCCAGGGGCAGGAGGUGCUGAGGCAGGGGAACCCGUUCAUGGGCGUGUCCAGUGCCAGCACUGCCGUGGUGUCGUCCUCCUCCGUUGGGGGGCAGCAGCUGCCUCAGGCUGCAGCCCCCCUGUCAGCCCCCAAGAUUGUCAUCCUGAAGGCCCCGGCGGGCGGCUCAGUGACGGGGGCCCAUGUGGCUCAGAUCCAGACCCAGCCCCAGCCGCUGGGGGCGGCCAAUGGGGGCAAGGUGACCUUUGCCAAGGUACUGACAGGCACCCCGCUGCGCCCUGGUGUCUCCAUCGUCUCCAGCAAUGCCGUGCUGGCCACCAAGGUGUCCCCCUCGGGCGGCCCCACCACUGUGCACCGGCUGGUCCAGCCUGGUCGGCCCGUCAAGCAGCUGGUGUUGCAGCCCGUGAAAAGCCCGGCAGGGGGCACGGGGGCUGCAGGCGGAACACCCCUGAAACCUGCUGUGACCCUGACAUCCGCCCCUGCUCAGGGCGAGUCGAAGCGCAUCACCCUGGUGCUCCAGCAGCCGCAGGGUGGGGGCGGCCCCCCCGGGCAGCGCCACGUGGUGCUGGGCAACCUGCCAGGGAAGAUCGUGCUGCAGGGCAACCAGCUGGCGGCCCUGAGCCAGGCCAAGGGGGCACCGGGCCAGCCCGCCAAGGUUGUGACCAUCCAGCUGCAGGUGCAGCAGCCCACCGGGGGUCAGCCUGGGGGGCCUCAGAAGAUCCAGCUGCUGCAGCAGCCCCCGGCAGCAGGUGCCUCAGGGCAGCAACCUUCCCUGGCGGUCUCUUCCGUUCAGCAGGCCCAGGUGGUGGGCGGCCCAGGACAGAGGCUGACGGUGCCGCUCAAGGUUGUGCUGCAGCCGCAGGCUGGCUCGUCCCAGGGUGGCUCGCCUGGGCUCUCCGUGGUGAAGGUACUGAGCAGCAGCGAGGUGGCGGCGCUGUCCAGCCAUGGCACACGCGGUGGCUCGGAGGAGACCCGCAAGCUGGAGCACCAGAAGAAGCAGGAGAAGGCGAACCGCAUCGUGGCGGAAGCCAUCGCCCGGGCGCGGGCUCGGGGCGAGCAGAACAUCCCCCGGGUGCUGAACGAGGACGAGCUGCCCAGUGUGCGGCCCGAGGAGGAGGGCGAACGCAAGCGGCGCCGCAAGGGCGAGCGUGGGGGGCCCAAGGAGGAGAGGCCUCGCAAGGGCCGGGGCCAGGGGGGCUCUGGCAAAAGCAAGGGGCGCAGCAAGCCCAGCACCAUCACCCCCGUAGUGGGGAAGAAACGGAAGCGGAACGCCUCCUCUGAUAACUCGGACACUGAGGCCAUGCCAGCUCCAUCCCCCCGUGAGGAGGAGGAAAGCAGCGUCCAGAAACGUCGCUCCAACCGGCAAGUGAAGCGGAAGAAAUACACCGAGGAUCUGGACAUCAAGAUCACGGACGACGAGGAAGAUGAGGAGCUGGACGUGACGGGGCCAGUGCGGCCCGAGCAGCCUCCCGCGCCACAGCCCCCUGCCCCUGAGCCAGAGGGAGAGACCCUGCCCUCCAUGCAGUUCUUCGUGGAGAACCCCAGCGAGGAGGAUGCUGCCAUCGUAGACAAGGUGCUGUCCAUGCGGGUGGUGAAGAAGGAGCUCCCCUCAGGGCAGUUCACGGAAGCAGAGGAAUUCUUCGUCAAAUACAAGAACUACUCGUAUCUGCACUGUGAAUGGGCCACCAUUUCCCAGCUGGAGAAGGACAAGCGAAUCCACCAGAAACUCAAACGCUUCAAGACCAAGAUGACCCAGAUGAGGCACUUUUUCCACGAGGAUGAAGAGCCUUUUAACCCUGACUACGUGGAGGUCGACCGGAUCCUGGAUGAGUCUCACAGUGUUGAUAAGGACAACGGAGAGCCAGUGAUCUAUUACCUGGUGAAGUGGUGCUCCCUGCCUUAUGAGGACAGUACCUGGGAGCUUAAGGAGGACGUGGACGAGGGGAAGGUCCGUGAGUUCAAACGCAUCCAGGCCCGGCACCCUGAGCUCAAACGUGUGGCCCGUCCCCAGGCCAUCUCCUGGAAAAAACUGGAACUCUCCCACGAGUACAAGAACCGCAACCAGCUGCGGGAGUAUCAGCUCGAGGGGGUCAACUGGCUGCUCUUCAACUGGUACAACAGGCAGAACUGCAUCCUGGCAGAUGAGAUGGGGCUGGGGAAGACCAUCCAGUCAAUUGCCUUCCUGCAGGAGGUUUAUAACGUGGGCAUCCGGGGCCCGUUCCUGGUCAUUGCUCCCCUUUCCACCAUCACCAACUGGGAGCGCGAGUUCAACACGUGGACCGAGAUGAACAGCAUCGUCUACCAUGGCAGCCUGGCCUCCCGCCAGAUGAUCCAGCAGUACGAGAUGUACUGCAAGGACUCCCGGGGCCGGCUGAUCCCCGGCGCCUACAAGUUCGACGCGCUGAUCACCACUUUCGAGAUGAUCCUGUCGGACUGCCCCGAGCUGCGGGAGAUCGAGUGGCGCUGUGUCAUCAUCGACGAGGCCCACCGGCUCAAGAACCGCAACUGCAAGCUGCUGGACAGUCUCAAGCACAUGGACCUGGAGCACAAGGUGCUGCUGACGGGCACCCCGCUGCAGAACACGGUAGAGGAGCUGUUCAGCCUGCUGCACUUCCUGGAGCCCUCGCAGUUCCCCUCCGAGGCAGAGUUCCUAAAGGACUUUGGGGACUUAAAGACAGAGGAGCAGGUGCAGAAGCUCCAGGCCAUCCUGAAGCCCAUGAUGUUGCGGCGGUUGAAGGAGGAUGUGGAGAAGAACCUGGCGCCCAAGCAGGAGACCAUCAUCGAGGUGGAGCUGACCAACAUCCAGAAGAAAUACUACCGGGCCAUCCUGGAGAAGAACUUCUCGUUCCUGUCCAAGGGGGCGGGGCACACCAACAUGCCCAACCUGCUCAACACCAUGAUGGAGCUCCGCAAGUGCUGUAACCACCCCUAUCUCAUCAACGGCGCGGAGGAGAAGAUCCUGGCUGAGUUCCGGGACUCCUGCCCGCACUACGUGCCCCAUGACCUGCACCUCCAGGCCAUGGUGCGCUCAGCCGGCAAGCUGGUGCUCAUUGACAAGCUGCUGCCCAAGCUCAAGGCGGGCGGCCACAAGGUGCUGAUCUUCUCACAGAUGGUGCGCUGCCUCGACAUCCUGGAGGACUACCUCAUCCAGAGGCGGUACCUGUACGAGCGGAUUGACGGACGGGUGCGGGGGAACCUGCGGCAGGCCGCUAUCGACCGCUUCAGCAAGCCUGACUCGGACCGCUUCGUCUUCCUGCUCUGCACCCGGGCGGGCGGCCUGGGCAUCAACCUCACGGCAGCCGACACCUGCAUCAUCUUCGACUCGGACUGGAACCCCCAGAAUGAUCUGCAGGCACAGGCGCGCUGCCACCGGAUCGGGCAGAGCAAGGCGGUGAAGGUCUAUCGCCUCAUCACCCGCAACUCCUAUGAGCGCGAGAUGUUCGACAAGGCCAGCCUCAAGCUGGGGCUGGACAAGGCCGUGCUGCAGUCCAUGAGCGGGCGCGAGGGCAGCAUCGCCGGGAUCCAGCAGUUCUCAAAGAAGGAGAUCGAGGACCUGCUGCGCAAGGGGGCCUAUGCUGCCAUCAUGGAGGAGGACGAUGAGGGCUCCAAGUUCUGCGAGGAGGAUAUUGACCAGAUCCUGCUGCGCCGUACGACCACUAUCACCAUUGAGAGUGAGGGAAAGGGCUCCACCUUCGCCAAGGCAAGCUUCGUGGCCUCGGAGAACCGCACAGAUAUCGCCCUGGACGACCCCAACUUCUGGCAGAAAUGGGCCAAGAAAGCAGACCUGGACCUGGACCUGCUCAACAGCAAGAAUAACCUGGUGAUUGACACGCCGCGCGUGCGGAAGCAGACCCGGCACUUCAGCACCCUGAAGGACGACGACUUGGUGGAAUUCUCGGACCUGGAGAGCGAGGAUGAAGAGCGGCCACGCUCCAGGCGUCAUGACCGCCACCACCCCCUGCACCACUCAUACGGGCGUACGGACUGCUUCCGCGUGGAGAAGCACCUGCUGGUCUACGGCUGGGGCCGCUGGCGAGAGAUCCUGUCCCACGGGCGGUUCAAGCGGCGCCUGUCGGAGCGGGACGUGGAGACAAUCUGCCGCGCCAUCCUGGUCUACUGCCUGCUGCACUAUCGAGGCGACGAGAACAUCAAGGGUUUCAUCUGGGACCUGAUCAGCCCGGCUGAAAACGGCAAGGCCAAGGAGCUUCAGAACCACUCGGGCUUGUCAAUCCCCGUGCCCCGGGGGCGCAAGGGCAAGAAGGUGAAGUCCCAGAGCACGUUUGACGUUCACAAAGCCGAGUGGAUCCGCAAGUACAACCCCGACACACUCUUCCAGGACGAGAGCUACAAGAAGCACCUCAAGCACCAGUGCAACAAGGUGCUGCUGCGAGUGCGGAUGCUGUACUACCUGCGCCAGGAGGUGAUUGGGGACCAGGCCAGCAAGGUGCUGGCUGGUGCUGGUGCAAGCGAGAUCGACAUCUGGUUCCCGCUGGUGGAGCAGCUGGAGGUGCCAACCGGCUGGUGGGACGCUGAGGCUGACAAGUCCCUGCUCAUUGGGGUCUUCAAGCAUGGCUACGAGAAGUACAACACCAUGCGAGCUGACCCCGCUCUCUGCUUCCUGGAGAAGGCCGGGCGCCCCGAUGACAAGGCCAUCGCCGCAGAGCACCGCCUGGAUGUGGGAGAGGGGGCGGAGUUUGACAAAGACUGCGAGGACCCCGAAUACAAACCGUUGUCCGGGCCGGCCAAGGAGCAGGACGAUGAGGGUGAUCCCCUGAUGCUGCUGGACGAGGAGAUCUCGGUGGUGGAUGGGGAUGAAGGCCAGCCGGCCCAGCCCGGGCACCUGUUCUGGCCGCCGGGCUCAGUGCUCACGGCCCGCCUGCGGCGCCUCAUCACCGCCUGCCAGCGCAGCUACAAGCAGGAGCAGCUGAAGAUGGAAGCCGCAGAGCGGGGGGACCGGCGGCGCCGGCGCUGCGAGGCAGCUUGCAAGCUCAAGGAGAUGGUGCGCCGGGAGAAGCAGCAGCGGUGGACGCGUCGGGAGCAGUCGGAUUUCUACCGCGUGGUGUCCAGUUUCGGGGUGGAGUACGACCCUGACACGCUGCGCUUCCACUGGGGCCGCUUCCGGGCGCUGGCCCGGCUCGACCGCAAGACAGACGAAAGCCUCACCAAGUAUUUCCAUGGGUUUGUGGCCAUGUGCCGGCAGGUGUGCCGGCUGCCCCCGGCCGCCAGCGACGAGUCCCCGGACCCCACGCUGUUCAUCGAGCCCAUCUCGGAGGAGCGGGCCUCCAGGACGCUGUACCGCGUGGACCUGUUGCGCCGGCUGCGGGAACAGGUCCUGUGCCACCCGCUGCUGCAGGAGCGCCUGGCCCUGUGCCAGCCACCGGGCCCUGAGCUGCCCACCUGGUGGGAGUGCGGGCGGCACGACAGGGAGCUGCUGCAGGGGGCAGCACGCCAUGGGCUGAGCCAGACCGACACCACAAUCAUGCAGGACCCCGACUUCUCCUUUCUGGCUGCCCGCCUCAGCUACUUGCAUGGCCGGGCUGGGACGCCUCAACCCCCUGCAGGGGGUGCUGGAGCAGCCACCGCCUCCCCCCUGCCCCCCACGCCCGAGCUGCCGGCCCCGCUGCUGCCUGUGCUUCUCCCCAAGCCUGACUCAGCUGAUGACUCGGACUCGGAGCUCGACCUGGGGAAGCUCUCGCCCUCCACAUCCGGGUCGUCGUCGUCGUCCUGCUCGGAGGACAGCGACGACGAGAGGGGCACCAUGCCAUGCGGGGGGAAGCUGUCCGAGGAGGAGUCCCUGCUCUCCCUGCCCACUUCCCAGGAGGGUGACUCUCCCCAGCCCACUGCCCCGGAGCUGCUGCUGCAGGAGCGGCAGCGUGCCCACGAGUGGCCCAAGGACCGGGUGCUCAUUAACCGCAUCGACCUGGUGUGCCAGGCUGUGCUGUCGGGGAAGUGGCCCUCAAGUCAGCGCAGCCAGGAGCUCUGCGGUGGCCAUGGGGGAGACCUUGCCCCCCGGCUGCCAGGUGACUACGCCAGCUCGCCUGCUCCCCAUGCCUGCCCCCAGGACGAAGCGCCAGCCCUGUACACCCGGCUCCGGCACAGCCCCGAGGAGAAGGAGUUCACUGUGCAGAUCAAGGACGAGGAGGGGAUCAAGCUGACAUUCCAGAAGCAUAAGCUGAUCCCCAAUGGCGCUCUACAUGAGCGGCACCCGCACCCGCUAGGCCACAAGAAGAGCAGCAAGAAGCUGGUGGAGCUGGAGCUGCAGUGCUUGGAAGGGCUGCGGGGCCCUGACAUCGACCUGGAGGCGCGGAUCCCGGUGGUGCACAAAGCGAAUGGGACAUUGCUGGUGGGGGAGGCGGCCCCACGCCGAGCUGAUCUGGAGGCCUGGCUACAUGCACACCCUGACUUUGCCAUUGACCCCCGCUUCCUGGCUUACAUGGAAGAUCGGCGCAAGCAGCACAAGUGGCACCGGUGUAAAAAGACAGGCACAGUAGAGCUGAGCUGCCUGCCGGGGUUGGAGCAGGGCCCUGGGGCCAGUGGCUCCCACAACGGCAAGAAGGGCUUCAUGACUGACCCUGUGAUGAGCCGGCUGUUGCCAGGGCCAUUGGAAUCCGAGGGGGGCCUGAAACAGCUACGGGGUCGCCGGGCUGGUGUGGAGCUGUCCAAGAUGGUAUCCCUGAUGGGUGGGGCUGGGCGGAGCCAGCUGGGGGCUAUGGGGCCCCUGUCUUUACAUAGUCCCUUCCAGCCUGGACCAGCCCCUGGCUCUUCCCUGUCCUAUAUGCCCUUCCCUACAGCCUCCUCCUCUGGAUCCCUGCUGCACCCAGGGUUGGGCCAUGGCAGCUAUCCCCCAGGCCCGCACGUGCACCUGGGCUCCCUGGGGCACCCGCAGCCUGAUGAGGAAGAGGAUGAGGAGGAUGAGAUAGAUGACUUAUCUCAGGGUUACGCCAGUUCAGAACAGGACUUCUCCCUGCUCGAUGACCCCAUGAUGCCAGCCAACUCGGACUCCAGUGAUGGUGCUAAUGACGGGGGCGACUGAGCUGAACAGAUGGAAGAGGGGACUGGAACUUACUGACUGUGUGGGGGAUGGCUGGAGUGACCCUAUGGUGGGCCCUCAGCAUCCAUCAAACAAUCCUCUUCCCCUACUGGGGCUCAGUGUACGGGGGGGGGGACUCUGCCCUGGCCUGGGAUGAUGGGAAUGGGCACAGACCCUGUCCUGGGGCAGGGGAGCCUCCCUGGGCUAGAUGUAUGUGGGCUUGGCCAGUAAAACUGCACCCCAGUAUGAGGCCCCAGCUGGGGUCACCUCCCAACCUGCGGCAUUAUCGGCCAGUGUGCAUCCCUGCUCCUUACUUGGCCUUCAAGGGGUGGCAGCCCCUAUCCUCAGCCCCAGCUGUGCAGGGCUCAAUGCUGUAUUGUAUGGGGGGGGAGGGGGGCUAUAUUUAUAUA
Chrysemys picta bellii (western painted turtle) is the source of this 7988-nucleotide messenger RNA. RefSeq names its product chromodomain helicase DNA binding protein 8 (gene CHD8). The record is from RefSeq and is a predicted model, not a curated record. Lineage: Eukaryota; Metazoa; Chordata; Testudines; Emydidae. Gene Ontology annotation, biological process: chromatin remodeling. Gene Ontology annotation, molecular function: ATP-dependent chromatin remodeler activity; protein binding; ATP binding.